CUCUGAGGCGCGCACUGGCGGUCCGCGACUGCUCGGUUUACCUGAGGGACGGCUCGCUUCCCCCGCCUGGCGCUGCAGCCACCAUCGAAUCUGGCCUCCAAGGUCUGAGAUAUUUUAAUCAAAGGAAGAAAUAGCUCUUCACCUAAGAUGGAAUCUGUUGUUUGGGAAUGUGGUUAAUCAACUUGAUACGUUGGCCAAAUGUGCCCUACGUAACAAAAUGAAAAGAAGAGACAAGAUGAUGUCAUUUUCCCGUAUUGUGAAACCAAAAACAAAUGCCUUUUGUGAGACCAAGCUAACAAAGCUCUGACAGUGCAAAGAGCAUUUAAGUGAAGAACUCAACAGUGAGAUAUAAAAGAAGUACUUUGAAGCUGAGACCUGCAGGGGUAUAAAGAUCUAAAAAUAUUGAAUAGCCCUGAUCAUUCAAAUCUCAUUGAAAUCCUGAAAGGAUGGCUAUGAGUUGGAUUGUCUUCUAUCUUUGGGCCUUGGCUAUGUUUGUGGGAUGCAUAAGUGGGCAUAGUUCGUUUUCUUGUGAACCUAUUACCUUGAGAAUGUGCCAAGAUUUGCCUUAUAAUACUACCUUCAUGCCUAAUCUUUUGAAUCAUUAUGACCAACAAACAGCAGCUUUAGCAAUGGAGCCAUUCCACCCUAUGGUGAACCUGGAUUGCUCUCGGGAUUUCCGGCCAUUUCUUUGUGCACUCUACGCUCCUAUUUGUAUGGAAUACGGACGUGUCACACUUCCUUGUCGUAGGCUAUGUCAGCGGGCCUACAGCGAGUGUUCGAAGCUCAUGGAAAUGUUUGGUGUUCCUUGGCCUGAAGAUAUGGAAUGUAGUAGGUUUCCAGAUUGUGAUGAGCCAUAUCCUCGACUUGUGGAUCUGAAUUUAGCUGGAGACCCUACGGAAGGAGCCCCAGUGGCAGUGCAGAGGGACUAUGGCUUUUGGUGUCCCCGAGAGUUGAAAAUUGAUCCUGACCUUGGUUAUUCUUUUUUGCACGUGCGUGAUUGUUCACCUCCUUGUCCAAAUAUGUACUUUAGGAGAGAAGAACUUUCAUUUGCUCGAUAUUUCAUAGGACUGAUUUCAAUCAUUUGCCUCUCUGCCACAUUGUUUACUUUUUUAACUUUUUUGAUUGAUGUUACAAGAUUCCGCUAUCCUGAAAGACCUAUUAUAUUUUAUGCAGUCUGCUACAUGAUGGUAUCAUUAAUUUUCUUCAUUGGGUUUUUACUCGAGGAUCGAGUAGCCUGCAAUGCAUCUAGCCCUGCCCAGUAUAAGGCUUCCACAGUGACACAAGGAUCUCACAAUAAAGCCUGUACCAUGCUUUUUAUGGUACUCUAUUUCUUUACUAUGGCUGGCAGCGUUUGGUGGGUAAUUCUUACCAUCACAUGGUUCUUGGCAGCUGUGCCAAAGUGGGGCAGUGAAGCUAUUGAGAAGAAAGCAUUGCUGUUUCACGCCAGUGCAUGGGGCAUCCCUGGAACUCUAACUAUCAUCCUGUUAGCGAUGAAUAAAAUUGAAGGUGACAAUAUUAGUGGCGUGUGUUUUGUUGGCCUCUACGAUGUUGAUGCAUUGAGAUAUUUUGUUCUUGCUCCCCUCUGCCUAUAUGUGGUAGUUGGGGUUUCUCUCCUCUUAGCUGGCAUUAUAUCCCUAAACAGAGUUCGAAUUGAGAUUCCGUUAGAAAAGGAAAACCAAGAUAAAUUGGUGAAGUUUAUGAUCCGGAUUGGUGUUUUCAGCAUUCUUUAUCUUGUACCACUCUUGGUUGUAAUUGGAUGCUACUUUUAUGAGCAAGCUUACCGUGGCAUUUGGGAAACAACAUGGAUACAAGAACGCUGCAGAGAAUAUCACAUUCCAUGUCCAUAUCAGGUUACUCAAAUGAGUCGUCCUGACCUGAUCCUUUUUCUGAUGAAAUACCUGAUGGCACUCAUAGUCGGUAUUCCCUCCAUUUUUUGGGUUGGAAGCAAGAAAACAUGUUUUGAAUGGGCCAGUUUUUUCCAUGGUCGUAGGAAAAAAGAGAUAGUGAAUGAGAGCCGACAGGUACUCCAGGAACCUGAUUUUGCUCAGUCCCUCCUAAGAGAUCCGAAUACUCCUAUUAUAAGAAAAUCAAGAGGAACAUCCACUCAAGGAACAUCCACACAUGCUUCUUCAACUCAACUGGCUAUGGUGGAUGAUCAGAGAAGCAAAGCAGGUAGUGUCCACAGCAAAGUGAGCAGCUACCAUGGCAGCCUCCACAGAUCACGUGAUGGCAGGUACACUCCCUGCAGUUACAGGGGAAUGGAGGAAAGACUACCUCAUGGCAGCAUGUCACGACUAACAGAUCACUCCAGGCACAGUAGUUCUCAUCGGCUCAAUGAACAGUCACGACAUAGCAGCAUCAGAGAUCUCAGUAGUAAUCCCAUGACUCACAUCACACAUGGCACAAGUAUGAAUCGGGUUAUUGAAGAAGACGGAACCAGCGCUUAAUUUGUCCUACCUAAGGUGGAAAACUUGUGCUGUUUAAAAAGCAGGUUUUAUUCUUUGCCUUUGCAUGACUGAUUGCUGUGACUCACUCUUACCAUGCUUUCAGUCAGGUGCAGAUUGUGUGCAUUGGAAAAGUAAAUUUUUGCUGUUUAUAUUGCAUCAAACUUGGAACAUCAAGACAUCCAACACACUAAGAAUUAUAUGUUCACAAAAAUAAUUCUUCUUUCUAGGCUAUGAAGAGAUAAUUAUCUGUCUGGUAAGCAUUUUUUAAAACCCAGUUAUUUUAUAUUUAGAAAAAUCCUAAAUGUGUGGUGGCUGCUUUGUAGUAAACUUUCAUAUAGUGUGAACUAGUGGUGAGAUGACAUUCUGGUGUUCUGUUAAUAAAACAAAAUUUCAGAAUUGAAGAAAUUUUCUAUGCAAGGUUUUUUUUUCUCAGAUAAAUAGGACUUUGUAGUUCUUCCCACUAAGUGAAAAAGAAAUGUAUUUUUAAACUGUAGGAGAAUUUGAUAAAUCAACAGGAGUAUUUUAGCUAAUAGAAUAUAAGUGCAACGGAAGAAUCUGAUUAGUAUAUUGAAGGCUCUGUCAAAUUUCUAUCAAAGUAAUCUUCAUCCAGAGAUAUUCAGGAUUAAGAUUAAUAGUGAAAUAGAAGUGGAGAUGGACAUUUUUCUCUAUAAUUUUGCUGUUUUUAUUACUUUUGUAAAUACUACUUUUAUUGGCUGUAUUUUUAUAACUUAUCCAUAUGCAUGAUGUAAAACUUUUAAUUUGUAGCCAUCUUCUCCCAUGUAAUAGCAUUGAUUCAUAAAGAACUUCAUGUUUAGAUCUGUUUCAUGGAGGCAUGUAGUAAGAUAAGCAUCACACGUUGUAAGGUUUUUUUUGUGGUAACCGUAAUUACAAAAUGGCAAAAUGUUUUCUCUGUAUCCAUUGUUGUACUUUUCUGGAGUUAGAUAUGAUCUUGCCUGAGCCACCAGACCUUGGCAUCCAGGCCCCUCCUAUCAGUGAGUUGAUUGUCUGCACUUGCAUUGCCCUAAUAGGCUACUGCUUUUUGCCCCACAACCUUAUUUUAGAUUCUGGAUCAGUCUUGUUUACAGCUGAAAUAGAUUAACCUAAAUCCAAAGUGGUGAUAAUUUAGGGUAUUUAAAAAUUAUUGUAGCUAAAUGAAGCAUGAUUAGUCUUGCUGUGAAGUAUCUCUUAUCCUAAAAAUAGCAACUCAAAAAUGUUUGACAUUUUUUCUUGUAAUGUUUAAAUAAUUUAUAAUGUAGACUGUGAACUUUGUUAGGCAUGUAAUUGAUCAGAGGGAAAAGAAAAAUUUUGGAUGUGUUACGCAGAAGAGCUUAUUUAAAAAAGUGGUUCUCAACUCUGCAGGUAAGAAUCACUUGGGGGAACUUCUGAUGCUCAAUACCUUCUUCUCAUUCAGAUUUAAUUAGUUGAGGUAAGGCCUAAACCAAAAAAUUCCAUUGCCAUUGAGUCCAUUCCGACUCAUAGUGACCCUAUAGGACAGAGUAGAACUGCUCUCGAGAGUUUCCAGGGCUACAAAUCUUUACAGAAGCAGAGUGUUGCAUCGUUCUCCUGUGAGCGACUAGAGAGUUUGAACCAAUGAUUUUGCACCGACCUUUCGGUUAGCAGUGAGCGCUUUAACCAUUGCACCAUCAGGACUCCUUGAGGUGAGACCUAGAGAAUUGGUAUUUUCUUAAAGUGCUUUGCAAGUGAUUCUAAUCUGCCACUAGGAUUGAAAACUACUGUUUUAAAUUAACUUGCCCCUGUUGAUAAUCUGAUGGCAUCACAGUAUAAAACCAAAAAAACCAAACCCAGUGCCGUCGAAUCGAUUCCGAUUCAUAGCGACUCUAUCACACACACAGUAUACCAAGCGAAAAUGUAGCUGGACUCAGUGUUAUGCUUUUAUAUUGUUACCUAUGUACGAUUGUUUUCCAUUUUAUCAACUAUUAUGAAAUGCAGGACUCUAGGCCCUACUCCUAGAGAUCCUUAUUCAAUAGGUCAAAGGUGGUAGGAUUUAUGGAGGUAAUUCAAGAAUCACACUUUGAAAAAUAUUGCUGUAGACUCUAGAGAGGUCUGGAUCUGUCAUAUCCUAGUUUUUUGGCCUUUAACAAGAAAACCUCUCUGAGCUUGCUUGUUUUAAAUGUAGAUAGAAGAUAAAUACCUACCCUACCUACCUCAUAAGUUUGUUGUGAGGAUCAAAUUUAAAAAAAAUAAUAUGAAAACUCUUUGGAAACUGUAAAGCAUUAUGAAAUAUAAGGGAUUAAUAUUAUUGAAGACUUAGAGAUUUGUUUGUGGGCUUGCUGUUUAAUGUGUUUAAUUCCUUGUGUACUUUUCUCUCUCCUUUAAAACGAAAAAUAGCAAGAAGUUAGGUGUUGAAAAAGAAGCUUUCAUGAGGCACACAAGUCAGUUUUCUGAUGUUGUUAGGUGCGGUUGAGUUGGUUCUGACUCAUAGUGACCCCAUGUACAACAGAAUGAAACACUGCCCAGUCCAGUGCAAUCCUCACAAUCAUUGUUAUGCUUGAGCCCAUUGUUGCAGCCACUGUGUCAUUCCAUCUCGUUGAAGGUCUUCCUCUUUUUGCUGACCCUCUACUUUACCAAGCAUGAUGUCCUUCUCCAGGGAUUGAUCCCGCCUGAUAACAUGUCCAAAGUACGUGAGAUGUAGUCUCGCCAUCCUUGCUUCUAAGGAGCAUUCUGGCUGUACUUCUUCCAAGACAGAUUUGUUCCUUCUUCUGGCAGUUCAUGGUAUAUUCAAUACCAUAGCUUGGGUCAGGCACACCGUAGUCUUCAAAGUGACAUCUUUGCUUUUUAACAUUUUAAAGAGGUCUUUUGCAGCAGAUUUGCCCAAUGCAAUUGGUCCGUUUUCUGAUAGUAAUAUGUAUUUUGUUUGUAUAUCAUGCUUUUUUCUUUGAUUGAAUUGUUACUGAUUCUUCAUAAGAUAUAUUUUGAACCUUUGACCCAAAAUGUUUUUCUUUUUCCUUUCUCUUCAUUGUUUUUCUUCUUGGAACUGGAAUUAGUGUCCAUGUUAGGCAGGUCCUGAAUUACCUCAUAACUGACAAUUAGUAAACCUUUUCUCUGAAGGCCAAACUUACAACAACUAAUUUAUAAAUAAAUCAUUAAUUCACAAGGCUUUUGUCUGAGAAUCUCUCCUGAGAACAGCAUGAGAGCGCCAAAACAAAUAUUCAGAUACAAAAAUAAGAAGUUAAGAUAGAAGGUACCAGUUUGAGCUCAAAGAUGUUGUUGUCCAUAGCCAUCUGCAUUAUAUUGUCAACUGCCAAAAUGUUAGUUGGUUUCCUUAUAGAAGUGGGCCAAGUAUAGACAUAUAACGUCUCUAUGAAAAUCUUAACUUUGUGUUUCCUGAUUUUUAUAUAUUCACGUGUAUCUUCUCCAUUACAUUGAUAGUUGGUGUGCAUAUUGUCAUAUUGACCUUUCAGUCACUUUCAGUUAGUAUCUUAUUUUGCCCCACAAAAUCUAUAUAAUAUUAAUCCAUUGUUUUAAAUAACAGCAUUUAAUUUAGGCCAUGGUAUUUAUCAAACUAGUGCUCCAAAUUAAUUUUUAAGAGAAAAUUGAAGACUUUGGCAAAACAGCAACUUAAGUUUCAACCUGCUUAAAACAACUUGAGCAAGUCUGGACAGUUUUCUUACCAUAUGUUUAACUUUAAUUUGUGUUGUGAUUGGCAUAUGAUGUUUAGCAUUCUGCUAGUUCAGUUGACAACUGAGAAAAUAAUGGCUCUCUCUAAAAUGUUAUGUAUAAUUAAAAAAGUUUUUCAAAAAGUAUUUCAUUUUAGCAAUAUGUUUUUAUUCAGUAAUUAAUGCAAAAGAUGAAAGACAAUAUUAAGCCCCAAACUAUAAUUAGUGUUAACAGUUGAUGAAUAACCCAACAACUAGCACAGGGCUUAAUACAUAGAAAGUUUUCAAUACAUACUUAAAUGAAAGAACAACUCAUGUUGCACAGCUUUUACCCUAGUAAUGAGAGUUCUAAGUUCAAAGAUUUUUGAAGGAUCUAAAUUUAUACUAAGUAAAAUGAAGUCUCUGCUUUACCAGAAUUACCUGAUAGAUAAUAAGAAAUAUGUAAAUUACACUAGACGAAGCUUAUUUCUCUUACAGCAACAGUCCCUAUUACUAUUUUAAUUAAAGAAAUAUAUGUAAAAACUUUUACCGACCCUUAUGUAUUAAUUUAAAAAGAUGAACAAGUGAUUUUUAGAAAUAAAUAAUUAAGCUUCUGUUGGUCUUAUGUUAAGUUAGAUUUUUGUGGACCAGUUGGGUGAAUGAAUAUUCAAGCACACUUUUCAUUAGUAAUAAUUUUAUUCUUUCUGCUAUUUCUUAGAGCAGAUUUAUAAAAAAUUCUAAGCAUCACUUCAAAUUAGAAAAAUUUACGUUUUUACCUACCCCAUUAAUUUCUUUGUGAUAACUGCUGGAAAUAACUAAAAUCGUAACUGUCUUAGUUUAGGCUAUAUCCCAGUGAAAUAAAAGGAACUACUUAAAUUUUUUGAUAAAAUAGUGGAUUACUGGCUGGAACUUGGAAAACAUUAAUAUACCAAAAUUUCACUAUGAUGAUAUUUAUAGUGCUUGUUAACAUGCCAAAGGGAAUUUACAUAUAUCAUGCUUGGAUGACUUACACAGUGUAGUGAGUAUACUGAAAAUUCCACUGGACUUAGAAUUUGAAGACCCACAAUUAUGAUGUGAACUGGACAGGUCAUUUAACUUCUCUUAUUCUCAAUUUCUUCAAUGUAAAAUGAGGAUAAAGUAGUGUUUUGUUCCAGCCUACCUCACUAGCAUCGUGAGGACUGAAUAAAAUAGCAUGUAUUAUAGUGCUCUGUAAUCUGUAAAUUGCUCUACUGAUAUUAUUUGCUUUUUUUAGAAUUUUGGGGUUGUAGAAAACAAGGAUAUGGUUUUCAGUAGUAUUUAUUUUUAGCAAUAACAACAAAAGUAGGCAAUUAGACCAGAUUCAUGUGGUACAAUCUUUAAAUCAACAAUCCAAUUAAUCUUUAAAAAUGAUUGUUUUGUUUUGUUUUUCAAGAAUAGCUAUACCCUUAACUUGUAUGUGUUGUUUGCAUACUUAUAUGCUCUCAAAUAUUAUGUGUUUGAGUUUGUAGGUCACUUUCAGCAGAAAUUUAGGAAUCUUCAUUAUAUGUUUUCCUUGAAGUGGAAGUGUAUAAUUACAUUAGCUUAACUUGACUGAAAUUUAUAAGAAAAAUAUAAAGAGGAGUGUAGACCCUAUAACUUUUCUUUUUCCUUUGAAGACUUUCAUGUACCUAAUUCUUUAUGAUUAAGAACAAGUCUUUCAAAGGUGAUUGCUAUGAUUUUUUGGUUUUCAUCACGGCAAAACUUUAAAUUUUAAGUUAUAACACUACGGGAAUUGUUUGUAUAUAUGUAUAUAUAAUUUUUAAAAAUCUGUGUAAAGAUUUUUUCUCCAUCUUUCUCCAAACAUACAUAAACACACAAAUGAUAGCAUUUUUAUAGAACCUAGAUUCAUAAAGGAACUCAUGAUUCUUUUAAACUUCUUUUAUGCCUUUUUACCACCAAUUAAAAUAAGAAAACAAAGUGUUUACAUUUAAUUCAGCUACAUUUGCUAGUGGC
Loxodonta africana (African savanna elephant) is the source of this 8014-nucleotide messenger RNA. RefSeq names its product frizzled class receptor 3 (gene FZD3). The transcript is spliced from 7 exons. Lineage: Eukaryota; Metazoa; Chordata; Mammalia; Proboscidea; Elephantidae. Bases 447 to 2447 code for a protein of 666 amino acids. The record is from RefSeq and is a predicted model, not a curated record. Gene Ontology annotation, cellular component: plasma membrane. Gene Ontology annotation, molecular function: Wnt-protein binding; Wnt receptor activity. Gene Ontology annotation, biological process: canonical Wnt signaling pathway; non-canonical Wnt signaling pathway.